UGUUUUUGCGCUGUUUCCGGAUCCUAAAUCCUAAAAGGAGGCGUUUUGGAGAAAAUGUCCCAUCGACAUCCCAUCCCGCUAAAUCCAAGUUUCCUGCCUCCGGCGACGCACGGAGUGCUCAAGUCUCUGCUGGAGAACCCGAUGAAGCUGCCGCUGCAUCAUGAAGCUUUCACCAAGGAGCAGGAGAAGGAGAAGAACCUGGAGGAGGAGCACAACACCCCCCAGUCAGCCUUCCUGGGCCCCACGCUUUGGGACAAGACCUUGCCCUACGAUGGGGACACCUUCCAGCUGGAGUACAUGGACCUGGAAGAGUUCCUGUCUGAGAACGGCAUCCCCUCCAGCCCCUCGCAGCACCACCACCACCACCACCACCACCACCAUGACCAGCACCAACCACGCGUUCCGGCGCGCCAGCCGCCGAUCAUGCCCCCAGCCCCGUCCACGCCGGCGCCAUCAGUGAUGGACCUAAGCAACCACGCCUCCACCUCCGUAAACACUAGUGUCGUCUCCCCAAACUGCUUGCACAGCAGCCCGGCAAGAGCAGGUCUCCCAAACUCCAGAAACACUCCCAGCCCCAUCGACCCAGACUCCAUCCAGGUCCCUGUCGGGUACGAGCCCGACCCAGCGGACCUGGCACUGUCCAGCGUCCCAGGUCAGGAGAUCUUCGACCCGCGCAAACGCAAGUUCUCGGCUGAGGAGCUGAAACCGCAGCCGAUGAUCAAGAAAGCUCGCAAGGUCUUCAUCCCAGAGGACCUGAAGCAGGACGACAAAUACUGGGCCAGGCGCAGGAAGAACAACUUGGCAGCCAAACGUUCCCGGGACGCGAGGAGGCUCAAAGAGAACCAGAUCGCCAUCCGAGCCGGCUUCCUGGAGAAGGAGAACUCGGCACUGAGGCAGGAGGUGGCCGACCUGAGGAAAGAGCUCGGACGCACAAAGAACAUGCUGGCCAAGUAUGAGGCACAGCACGGGCCGCUGUGAGGGCACACACAGAAAAACAUAUAUAUAUAUACAUGUACACACACACACACACACACACACACACACACACUCUCAGAAUGAUGACCCUGCCUUCUCCUGACCUUUCACCUCAUCUCCACAAACACAGUCAAGGGUUGAAAAAAAACACUCAAAAUAUAUUUCAACUUUUCAUCAUCUGACUUUGACCAUGGACAAAUGAGAUAAUUAAAUAUUUUUAAAUGCACAAUCCAACAAAUCAAACACAUGAAAACCAACAGUGUGUUAGUCCGUCUCUCAACAUCUUCCCUACUCCGUUUGUGGCUCUGAACUCAUUGGUUCCUACUGAAUGUGAAUCUUUAAAAACGCCUCAAAAAUACAUUUAAAUAUAAAA
Seriola dumerili (greater amberjack) is the source of this 1348-nucleotide messenger RNA. It is a transcript of the gene hlfb, whose product is annotated as hepatic leukemia factor-like. The transcript has 4 exons. Gene Ontology annotation, cellular component: nucleus. Gene Ontology annotation, biological process: regulation of transcription by RNA polymerase II. Gene Ontology annotation, molecular function: DNA-binding transcription factor activity, RNA polymerase II-specific; RNA polymerase II cis-regulatory region sequence-specific DNA binding. Bases 55 to 978 code for a protein of 307 amino acids. NCBI's taxonomy places the organism in Eukaryota, Metazoa, Chordata, Actinopteri, Carangiformes, Carangidae. The record is from RefSeq and is a predicted model, not a curated record.